Messenger RNA from Dreissena polymorpha, 1062 nucleotides. RefSeq lists its product as uncharacterized. Gene Ontology annotation, cellular component: centrosome; centriole. The record is from RefSeq and is a predicted model, not a curated record. Gene Ontology annotation, biological process: mitotic cell cycle; centriole replication. NCBI's taxonomy places the organism in Eukaryota, Metazoa, Mollusca, Bivalvia, Myida, Dreissenidae. Gene Ontology annotation, molecular function: calcium ion binding. The transcript has 5 exons. Bases 86 to 601 code for a protein of 171 amino acids.
AAUCAAAUUGCUUAUUACAGACAAGAUCUAGCCUGCUAUCAACACGGUUUCGAAGAUCAACAAAUCGCAUAAAUAAUAUCUUAAAAUGGCAGCAAACUACAAAAAGACGACGCUGGCAGGUGGUGGUCGCAAGAAGACUGGCCCUAAACCUGAACUAACAGAAGAACAAAAACAAGAAAUACGUGAAGCAUUCGACCUCUUUGAUGCUGAUGGCUCAGGAACAAUUGAUGCAAAGGAGUUGAAGGUUGCUAUGAGGGCAUUAGGAUUUGAACCGAAGCGAGAAGAAAUCAAGAAAAUGAUUUCAGAGAUAGAUAAAGAAGGCACAGGUACCAUUGACUUCAAUGAUUUUCUAUCAAUCAUGACGACCAAGAUGAGUGAGAAAGAUGCCAGGGAAGAAAUCUUGAAGGCAUUUAGAUUAUUUGACGAUGAUGAGACAGGAAAAAUCUCUGCCAAAAAUCUCAGACGAGUCGCAAAGGAGCUCGGUGAAAACUUGACUGAUGAAGAGCUGCAGGAAAUGAUUGAUGAAGCUGACAGAGACCACGACGGAGAAAUCAACCAGGAAGAGUUCCUGCGAAUCAUGAAGAAAACCAGUCUCUAUUGAUCAUACACUGCCCUCCCCCAUUCCCUGUUUGAUAGACAUCUCCCUAACUGAAACCAGCCAACUUCGCUCAUAGGCAAUAGUUUUUAUCGUAAGAGCUAAAGAAUAUUAAACUUCUUUAAAUAAAUAUUACAUGUACAUGUAAAUAACAACAUUCGCAUGUUGUUGUUCCAUGUUUUCAUUAAAAAUAGUAUAGGGUAAAAUUAGCAUAAGCUAAGCUGCAUAUAUAUACCCAUUAUAUUUGCAUCCAUUACCGCUGGGCCCUGUUUGUUUUUUAGUCAGUGACAGUGCAGUAGAAAAAUACACACAAAGUGACAGUUACCAGUGUGCUAAGUAAAAAUCUAUGUAAUUAUUUGAAGUUGACCAAUUUAUUGACAUUCCAUUUUCAAGUUGCAGUUUCAUUUACACUUUAAAUUUUUAACUGUUCCAUUUAAUACAUGAAAUAUAUUUCCAUUUGUUGUUUC